AUGAGCGCGUUUUGGUUCGCGUCCGACGCCUUUGUCGCGUUGACUCGGCUCUCCCACCUUCACUCACUCUUCCGGCUUUCCUUUGUCCUCCCUGCACCGCUCUUCACUUCUUCGGUCGCGCCUCAGACCUCUUGUCCUAGGGUAAACGUCUUCACAGGCAUCCGCUAUGCAGCCAGAAUCGAGUCCGGUAAUCGGGAGCGAGAGUGACGACGAUUUUGAUUGGGAAGAGGUCGAGGUUCCAUUGCAGGACCAGGGAAACAUAUCUCUUUUUCCGAGCGAAGCACCUUCUGGUUCGUCCACUCCCGCCCCCAACAUUGAGAUCACUAUCCGGACGAAACCCAAGCAGGAUGAUACCGCAAAGAAGAGAGCCGCAGAGCUAUACGCUGCUCGUAUCACGCGCUUGACCUGCCACAAAGCCCACACACUGCUCUUGCUUGCCAAUGCGCGGACCAGGAACAAGUGGAUCAACGACCAGCUAUUGCACGCUCGACUCAUGUCUUUGACACCGAUCAGUCUCCAGAAUGGCUUUGCCGGGCUUCACAAAUCCCGUAUUCCGGACGCCGCAGUACGUGGAUACAUGUUCCAGUCCGCCGUAGAACGUCUUGUAACUUGGUGGAUCGACUUCUUCACCGUGCUUCCCACCGGUCAUAUUCGCAGCCGCAUCUUUGAAGAGGUUCAAGAGGAGCUAGCACGAAAUGAAGCCAUGCGGAAGGCUGACAGGAAGGGCAAGGGGCGGGUGAGAGACGUCGACGAGGAGGAGGACAAGGGGGAGGUUAUCCGGAACGAGAAGAGCUUGAUGAAACACGCCCUCAUGCGCAAGGGCUCGCGUGACACGAGUGCUCAGCUGUUCACCGCGCUAUGCAGAGCCCUUGGAAUCCCUGCACGGCUUGUCGUGAGCCUGCAGAGCGUGCCAUGGCAGGCGAAGGUUGGCCAGCCAAAGCCGUCGCCGAAAAAAGAUAAGAAGAAGGAUACCAAAGGGAAGCAGAAGGCGACCCAAGAUGACGACGAUGAAGGCGACAUGGAACAGGUGGACAUUCCAACUCCGGGCAAGGCAUUUCUGGGGAAUGGUCAACGCCUCGACGGAAGCAGCACCCCUGCCGGCUCAGAUAAGGGAAAACAGAAAGCUCCUCCGGUUAUCAAUCUGCGUAAGAGCAAAGGUCGCAAAUUGGGCUCUGCGCCGAUCAAGCCACCGAAGAAGCGUGAUCGCACGCCCGACCCGACGAGAUCUGCACCCGUCUUUUGGACUGAGGUUUUCUCACGAGCUGACGCAAAGUGGCUGCCUGUAGACCCAGUGCGGGGAUAUGUCAACAAGCGAGGCGCGUUCGACCCUUCUUUGCCCAUCAACAGUCCGCAAGGCACAAGGGUAGAAAAUCGCAUGGUUUACGUCGUCGCAUUUGAGGAAGAUGGCUAUUCAAGAGAUGUCACUCCCCGUUAUGCGAAGGAAUACGGCGCCAAGGUUACAAAGAUGCAGCAGGGUGGCAAGGGCAAGAAGGAGUGGUGGGAGAGUGUCAUGCGUAUCAUUACGAGGCCGUUCAGAUUGAAUCGAGAUGACCUGGAAGAUGAAGAACUACAAACCAACCAGCUCACAGAGAAGAUGCCGGAAACUAUGGCAGGCUUCAAGAACCAUCCGCUGUAUGUCCUCGAAAGACACCUUAGGCGCGAUGAGGUUGUUUAUCCUCUCGUUGAGCUUGGAAAAUUCCGCGGCGAGUCGGUGUACCCGCGUGCGAACGUGCUAGCGCUCAAGGCGGCUGAGAACUGGAUGAGGCAGGGACGCAAGGUCCGCGAAGGAUGUCAGCCCAUGAAGUGGGUAAAGCAGAACGCUGUCACUGUGAAUAAACGGCGCGCAGUCGAGAUGGCAUUGGCCGAGCGCGACCGCUUGCCUAUUGCGGGCGAGGGCGAGGGCUUCUCGAGCGAGAAGGACAUCAUGCAGGGUUUGUACGCGCAGAGUCAGACCGAACUAUAUGUUCCAGAUCCUGUCGUUGAUGGCAAAAUCCCGAAGAACGACUUCGGGAACAUUGAUCUCUACGUGCCAACCAUGCUUCCAGCUGGCGCCGCAUAUAUUCCUCAUAAAGGCGCAGCGAAGGUAGCUCUACAGCUUGGAUUCGAUCAUGCUGAGGCUGUAACCGGGUUCGAGUUCAAAAAACGUCGCGCAUUCCCAGUCAUCACUGGUAUUGUCGUCGCCGCCGAGAAUGAACAGGCCGUUCUCGAGGCGUAUUGGGAAGCCGAGCAAGAGGCGGAGAAGAAGCGGCGGACGAAGGAGCAGGAGCAAGUCAUCAAACGAUGGCAACGCCUCAUUCAAGGUUUGCGUGUGCGCCAGCGAGUCCAAGAGCAGUACGCCGGUCCCGGCGAGCCGCGGCAUGCAGCUAGCGGACCCACACCAGAAAACCAGGCACAGGAGACUCAAGAGGCAGGCGGGUUCUUAACUACCGCAGACGAUGUCGUCAAGCCGUACACGCUACCGCGUAAUUUUCACGAAGUGCUUCCAGAACACGCUGUCGUUUCCGAUAAAACCGAGGUCAGGGCUGAAAGCUCAGGAAAUACUCGUGACGAAGUCAAUGUAAUAACGCCUCGGUCGCCGUCGCAGCUUACAUUGGAGACAUACGACAUCGAAGAAGAUGAUGAACCACUUGAAGAAGUGCAGGUACCCGAGACGCAUACGCCAGUUGGGGGCGUGAUUAAGAGCAUGGCCGAGCUAGCGGCAGCGCACACUCAUGUGCAGGAGAACACCGCAGACGCGUCCGCAGUAGAGACACUACCGGUGCCUGCCGUUCAUAUUGCCACCCCGAGAGUGAAUAUUAGGCCGAGCCGCGGUGGGACAAGCACCCCUGCGAAGACGAAUGGCGAGGCGGCGAACAGGAAGACUUCCAAUGGGAGACCUUCCACCGGAAAGCAGCCCGCCCGGCGCGGGCGUAAGCGCGGGCGGGACGACGACGACGGCUCUGCCGAGUCCGAGGCAGACGAGCCGGUGCGAGCCUCACCAGUCAAGCGAGCACGCACAGCUGCUGCACCCCCAGUAAAGUCAGAUCGUGUGUUACGUUCACGCAAAGGGAAGACCGAAGCACAGAUACAUGUGGAGCGCGAGGAAGAGGAGGCGUUCCGAAGGGCGGUCGCGAAGUAACAUGGUAGAGCUGAGUCAUGCCUAUCAUAUCAUAGGCCCAUAAUGCGUAUAGACUCUCCGCAGAUUCAUUGGUCGGCUGGUACGCUGCAAUAUGCAUUUUCUGCAGCAUCAACUUUGGUGAGCUCGCUUUGUGCGACCAGACUGGCG
Molecule: messenger RNA, 3265 nt
Organism: Phanerochaete carnosa HHB-10118-sp
Lineage: Eukaryota; Fungi; Basidiomycota; Agaricomycetes; Polyporales; Phanerochaetaceae
Exons: 10
Coding region: 167-3118 (983 amino acids)
Biological process (GO): nucleotide-excision repair; mismatch repair
Cellular component (GO): XPC complex; nucleus; nucleotide-excision repair factor 2 complex
Molecular function (GO): single-stranded DNA binding; damaged DNA binding
Source: RefSeq, a predicted model, not a curated record